Messenger RNA from Fusarium poae, 1476 nucleotides. RefSeq lists its product as uncharacterized. The transcript has 3 exons. Bases 1 to 1476 code for a protein of 491 amino acids. Lineage: Eukaryota; Fungi; Ascomycota; Sordariomycetes; Hypocreales; Nectriaceae. The record is from RefSeq and is a predicted model, not a curated record.
AUGCAUACUCAACAACUUACACAUAUUGUCGUCGGUCCUGGCCCUGAUGAUGUUGCGCCAAUUGCCAAUCACAACAUUGACACAGCUAGCUUUGCUCGGGAGGAAGCCCUUCUACAAGAAUCAGUCCUCAAGCUAUGCCCUGCCAAUCUCUGGCAUAAUGGCUCCUAUGCUUCUGGCUGCCCACGACCUGUACUCGUUGGCGAGCAUCAUCAGCAGCAGAUGAAGGAUCUGCACGAGGCUUUGACAGCAGCCAUUACAGAUAUUGUGCAACGAUGGUGGAGUGACACAGAUGCGCGGUUCCCCGAACGCAUGCCAUUGGAGCCCAGAGAAGAGGAGCUGCUACAAUGGAUCGAGACUCAGGUUGGGAUCGGCAACUUGGCUCCAUUCUCACAGCGUCUUGGCUCAUGGCGCCCUGAUUUCCUGGUCGAAGAGACAGCUAAGCUUCAAGAGAACUACUGCAUCACCGAGAUAAAUGCACGGUUCUCCUUCAAUGGCUUCAUGCAUGAAGCGUAUGGCCAGGAAGCUAUCAAUCGGAAUGUGCGGGGUGAAGAAACAGGUCUGAUUGGGGCGACGGAUCCAAUGAUGAUCCUACAGGGUUUGUUCAGCUUGUUCGAUCCAAGCUAUCCCCUGCAUCUCCUCAAGGGCGACGAAAAGGGUAUUGAUAUUCACAUGUUUAUUGAUGCUGUACAGCGUCGCUUUGGCAUCAAGCCAAGACUUGUUACCCCGGAACAGCUGAGAUUACUCCCAGACGCACGCAGUAAGAUUGGAUACCGACUUUGCUGCGUCGUAAAAGAUAUCGAUGAGCCGGCGGUCAAUAGCUGGAGGUUCAAAGCCAAGAAUGGAGAGGUCUGGGAAGAGAUUCACCAAGUUGGGCUGGAACUGCAUCAGCGGGAACUUGAUGCCUUGGACAUCGAUGUGUUACGACAGAUAAGCCUCAGAUGCUUCAAUGACAUGCGUACCGUGUUACUCGUCCACGACAAACGCAUGCUGGGUAUCAUACGACAAGAGUUACCCACACUGGUGUCCCGUGGCGUUCUGACAGAGAUGCAAGCUGAGGCUCUUGAAAGUAACAUCGUGGACACGAUCCUUCCUGGUUCCAAGGAGUUGGACACUCUCAUUCAAGCAGGUCCCCAGUCCCGCCAGGGAUACAUUCUCAAGCCUAUUCGCAGUGGCAAGGGAGAUGGCAUCAUCUUUGGCGACGAUUUGACAGGUGAUGAAUGGACGGCUCGUCUCCGGGGUCUCAACUCGGCCAAUAUCAUUCCUGGGGUAUCGUGUGUUGUACAGCGACGCAUCGUUCCCAUUGAUUACGACCUUGCGUUACGUGCCUCGGUGGGAAUGGUGCGAUAUCCUUUGGUAGGCACAUAUCAUGUCGCCAAUGGUAAGCUAUUGGGGCUUGGAACAUGGAGAGCUAGUGGAGGACGCAUCGUCGCUGUGUCUUCAGGAGGAUCAUGGCUUUGCUCUGUGAUGAGAAAGUAG